AUGGCGGCCUCUAUAUCGCAGAUUGGGACGGUCCCGCAGCUCCUCGCCGGCGGCAUAGCUGGGGCCUUCAGCAAGACUUGUACUGCUCCUCUAGCUCGCCUUACCAUUCUUUUUCAGGUGCAAGGCAUGCAUUCAGACAUUUCAAGUAUGAGCAAACCUAGUAUAUGGCGUGAGGCAGCACGUAUAGUCAAUGAAGAAGGUCUCAGAGCCUUUUGGAAAGGGAAUUUGGUUACUAUAGCUCAUCGUCUUCCUUAUUCUGCCGUCAAUUUUUAUUCCUAUGAACAGUACAAGAGGAUUUUAAGAUCAAUUCCAGGUCUUGAUGGGCAAAGGAGGAAUGCACACGGAGAUAUUUUCGUGCAUUUUGUGGGUGGUGGCUUAGCUGGGAUUACAGCUGCUUCUGCCACAUAUCCUUUGGAUCUUGUCCGGACAAGACUUGCUGCACAGAGGAAUGCUAUUUACUAUCAAGGAAUAAGGCAUGCACUUCAUACCAUCUGCAGAGAUGAAGGUUUCUUUGGCCUGUACAAAGGAUUGGGAGCAACAUUAUUGGGUGUUGGACCGAGUAUAGCUAUAAGCUUUUCAGUUUACGAGAGUUUGAGAUCUUCUUGGCAUUCUCAAAGGUGA
This is a messenger RNA of Striga hermonthica, 621 nucleotides long. The record is from the annotation of a GenBank genome assembly. Lineage: Eukaryota; Viridiplantae; Streptophyta; Magnoliopsida; Lamiales; Orobanchaceae.